Molecule: messenger RNA, 751 nt
Organism: Medioppia subpectinata
Lineage: Eukaryota; Metazoa; Arthropoda; Arachnida; Sarcoptiformes; Oppiidae
Source: the annotation of a GenBank genome assembly
AGGGAUGACAAACGCAUCCAACAAGUGGUCAACAAAUGCCAGAAUCGGGACAAUCAGAGAGCACUCGGAGUGAGGACUGACUUAUUGGUGGACAAAGACAUCGAGGAAUUGGUGGCGAAGACUAUCACAGAGUUCGGCAAAAUUGAUAUUCUGAUCAAUAACGCCGGAGUCGGCACUACUGUCCAAAUCGGUGACCAGAAAUAUAUCGAAGGGUUUGAUGAAGUGUUCAAUACAAACGUCCGAAGUAUUCAAGUGUUGACACAAUUAGUGGUUCCAUAUCUGGAGAUAACGAAAGGCAAUAUCGUUAAUAUCUCGAGUGUGGCCGGACUCAGACCUAAUCCGAUGACAAUGGCGUAUUGUAUGGCCAAAAGUGCCCUGGAUAUGUUUACUAAAUGCCUGGCACUACAGUUGGGGCCUAAAGGUGUUCGAGUGAAUAGUGUUAACCCGGCCGCCAUACGGACCCCUAUAUUCAAUACGUGUACCAAAAACGACAAAAUGCUUGACUCUGUGGAGACGUUUUGCCGAAAGGCUUACCCCUUAAGACGUAUCGGAGAACCGGAAGAAGUGGCAGAAAUGGUGGCAUUCCUGGCCUCAGACACCACCGCGUCGUUCAUUACGGGAGCACUCAUUCCGGUCGACGGCGGGAGUCUUCGCUCCGAUCAGUCGGCUCUCGAUUACACGACUGUCCAAUAAAUGUGUGCCUGUCUUAUGUCUAUUGCAUGUUAAUUGACAAUUCAUUAAUUAAUUAAAA